AUGGAUCGUGCGAAGGCGACGCCCGUCUUGAACGGUGACGUUCGGGCGCUCAAUGUCGACGAUUGGAAAGGGACCCUCAAACCUAGGACACCUGCAACAGCCUUCCCAGAGCUGUCCGUCUCAAUGACGAAGGGAAGGCCCAAUCUUGGAGCAACAAGGAUGGGAGCGGUGGUGAGUGCUAAUUUCAGACAUUUCAUGGAGUUUUCACAUUCUGGGGUCCAUAUAAAAGGGGCAUCUUUCUUGGUUAAAGCGGUUAGAGGGGAGGCUAUAGCCGCGAAAUUAUGCACAAAUCUCCUAAAGAAGGAGCACAUACCUAAGAAGGCUUUGACGUCGGUGGGACUUCUAGGAGUGGGGUAA
This is a messenger RNA of Cylicocyclus nassatus, 357 nucleotides long. The record is from the annotation of a GenBank genome assembly. NCBI's taxonomy places the organism in Eukaryota, Metazoa, Nematoda, Chromadorea, Rhabditida, Strongylidae.